This is a messenger RNA of Cottoperca gobio, 3851 nucleotides long. It is a transcript of the gene ankrd6b, whose product is annotated as ankyrin repeat domain 6b. NCBI's taxonomy places the organism in Eukaryota, Metazoa, Chordata, Actinopteri, Perciformes, Bovichtidae. The coding region runs from base 336 to 2684 and encodes 782 amino acids. The transcript is spliced from 16 exons. Gene Ontology annotation, molecular function: protein binding. The record is from RefSeq and is a predicted model, not a curated record.
CCCCGGGGAGCGACGACAGAAGCGACUGUGUUUUCACUUUGUAGUUUCCUCUCAAACAACGUACUGUCGGACUAGCUAACACCGUUUCCAUCCGAGUCGACACUCUUGUGACAAUUUCUCUUCGAGCUGAGAGGAUGAAGGGGAGGAAUCCUGGCAGUGUGUGGAGUUUGUAGAAACAGCAGCACUGGCAGCCUUUCCAGCUCCUGCUCGACACAUCUGUCUGCAGCGGAGCUCACCAUGAGUUAGAGGAUUUUAGAGACCAUCGCCACAGCUGCCUUCCCCACCGCCUGAAGCACCGUGUCUGACAGUGACAGCAGAAUCACUCGCCCUGCUUCAUGAGCCAGCAGGAUGCAGCUGAGGUCCUCGCACUCUCCGAGCGCCUCCUCAUAGCUUCACACAAGGGGCAAGCCAACAAUGUGGUCCAGCUCAUCAACAAGGGCGCAAAAGUAGCUGUAACCAAGUAUGGCAGAAGCCCCCUGCACUUGGCUGCCUACAAAGGCCACAUUGGGGUUGUGCGUAUCCUGCUCAGAGCUGGCUGCGACCUGGACAUCCAAGACGACGGGGAGCAGACGGCGUUGCAGCGGGCUGCUGUGGUGGGAAACAGCGACGUCAUCAACGCUCUCAUCCAGGAAGGGUGUGCACUGGACAGACAGGACAAGGAUGGCAACACAGCGCUCCAUGAGGUGUCCUGGCACGGCUUCAGCCAGUCGGUCAAAGUGCUGGUGAAGGCUGGAGCCAACACUCAUGCUAAAAACAAGGCAGGAAACACAGCUCUCCACCUUGCGUGUCAGAACGGUCACGCUCAGAGCUCCAAGGUUCUACUCCUGGGAGGCUGCAGGCCUGACAGCAAGAACCAUGCGGGGGAUACGUGUCUGCAUGUGGCGGCCCGAUACAACCACGUGGCUGUGAUCCGCAUCCUGCUGGGAGCCUUUUGCUCCGUAUCAGAGAAGAACCUGGCUGGAGACACACCGCUGCACGUGGCUGCUGCUCUGAAUCAUAAGAAGUCAGUGCGUCUGCUGCUGGAGGCAGGAGCAGACAGCCACAUCUGCAACAAUGCAGGUCAGACAGCUUUGGAGCAGGCCAGAGAGCACAACAACCCAGAAGUGGCUCUUCUGCUGACCAAAGCUCCCCAGGUGCAGAGCUUUGUGCGUGGCAGGAGCGUGAGGAAGAGGAGAGACAAGCUGAAGGCGGAGGGCAGAGCUCAGUCAGUGCCCAGAGACGAGAUGCUGCCCCGUAAGGACAGUGCCUCUGCUGCAGAUGACACCCAGAGCAGUGACCGAGCUCCCUGCAAACACACGGAGGUGACCGAGUCAAACACCAGGAGGGGAAAGAAUAGGAAACAGAAAGAGAAACCAUCUUUGUCCGAGCCCCUCCGCCGCAGAGAGAUCAAGCACAGCGGAACUUUGAACAAGAAGAAAUGCAAACUGCGAGGAGCCUCCCUUCAUGCAUCCAUCCCUCCACAUAACUAUAAAGCCUAUCAGCUCUACACGCUGUACCGCGGCAAGGAUGGAAAGAUCAUGCAGGCUCCUCUGAAUGGCUGCCGCUGUGAACCUCUCAUCAGUAAACUGGAGAAUCAGCUGGAAGCCACCAAGGAGGAGAUGAAGACUGAAAUCCACACCGUCCAAGACCUGAUGAACAGCAAGAUGGGCCAGCUGGACCGCAAGAACAAACACCAGCUCCGAGCUCUUGAUAAGAUGACGGUGGAGAGAGUGUCAGCAGAGAGGACAGAGUGUGUGCAGAGGAUCGAGCAGCGGGCCCUGCAGGAGAGGCUGGAAGCAGAGAAGAGACAGCAGGCGUCCCUGGUCAGCGAGCUGAAGAGCUGGUGUCUGUCCAAGCUGCACAACAUGGAUCUCCGCUUCAGCGGGGAGCCCGGCAGCACCGGGCUGCAGCGCUGCUCCUCGGUGGCAGAGGGCCUGAAUGAAGCCGAUGGAGCCGGCCUCACUGUGCUGCCCUCUGACCAGGGAGGCAGCUCCCAGUGCCUGGCGCUCCACAACAGCCCUGCCCUCCUGGACGCCAGCCAGGGGGAGCCCCGUGUGGCGGAGGGCGGCUCAGCCAACCACUACUUUGUGGUUCAUGUGGAGAGCUCUCCAGAUGGUAGUAAGGCUCAUAAUGCAGAGGUCACCUCUGCUGCAGCCAAGAGCCCCACGUCAGCUGUCCAGGUUGUGAGGCCGAAGGAGCGUCCUGUGAUCUGCGCUGACACCCAGAGGAAGAACCAGGACCUGCAGGACAUGGACAUGGUGGAGUACGGGGCGAGGGGGGGAAGGAAUUACAGAGCCAGCAGCCUGUCUCCGGCCACAGAGCGCCGCUGCAGCAGCAGGACUGAUGCAGGGCCCAAAGACAGGGAGCGAGGGCGGGUCAGAGGGAAACACCACAGGAAGCAUUCCCAGAGCAGGACUAAGUCUAGAGGGGCCGCAGGGGUCAGGACUCUGGAGGUCUUUGGAGAGCAGCCCAGUGAACCCUCCUUUGCUCAGGAGAGGGACAACAUGCACGCUCAGGAGGUGACCCAGUACUUCUUUGAGGCGGUGUCGACGCAGAUGGAACGCUGGUACGAGAGGAAGGUGCAGGAGGCUCGCUGGCAGGCCGAUCAGAAAGCUCAGGCCGACAGAGCCGCUCUGAUGGAGAGGAUCACUUACCUGGAGGACGAGCUGCGCAUGCUGAGGACUAACAGACACGAUGACUGCUAACACACCUCAUCUGCCACGACCAGACAACUGAGGAGAUAACUGAAGUCAUUAUGUCCAAUGCUAAAUCUCAUCAUCAUGAAAUACUAAAGAUGUUCCACAUUCAAACCCAUGUCCUGUUGGUUGUCAUGGUAGCACUGUGUACAUAGUUGUAUAGAAACAAGGGCAGCUCUCAUGCACUGUUGUAAAUAAAUCAGUAGAUACAAAGUAAUGUGUCAAAAGAUCUAACUUUCCAUUUAUGGGAUACAUUAUAUCACGUCAACAACACUACGUGCCGUGUGCGCACAUUGUGAGCCCAACCAUAGACGUGUGCACCACUGUGAGCAGAGACUGUGGAUGAUCUGCAGAAUGGAAUCACUGGAUCAUAGUGAUGGAGGGAAUUACAGUCUAAUAAGCUUUGUGCUGGUAUCUGCCUGCUGAUAUCAGCCCUGUGACGAGAGGAACAACCUACUGCUUAUUUAUGACAAUGUAGCUAAAGUGACUGUGUAUAACCCCCAAAGUUUUUUAUUGUUUAUCAGAAUCAAUGGCUGAUUCUGCUGAACGGUAUGAUUUGUAUUGAGGCUGUCCAUAGAAUAGUUAUAGAAUUGUACAUUAUUUAAAUAAUAUUAGUUUAUAAAUGGAUCAAAUUGAUUUAUUAAAUAGGAUUUUAAAUAAUGAUACUAAUUAUAUUGUAUUACCUUAUCCUGGCUAAAAAUGAACAAAUAAUUGAAUUUUGAAGUGGGAUUGCAUAAAUAUGUAGUUUUAAUUUCAGUUAUUAAAAAUGUACUGGCCACCUAAAAAUACAGUUACAUUGAUCCCUGCUCAGAGACUGAAGGAGCAUUUAACAUGUUCUUCCUUCCUUUCAGUUAAUAUUAACAACACAUUAAAAUAAAUCCCGAGGACAUUAUUUGAUUGUCUUUAGUUCAUGUUGUGACUCUGAACAGCUGACUACAUAUAAUGUCCUCUUCCAGAAUGCCAAUGUUCUGUCAACCUGGUCUCCCAGAGAAGGACAGUCCUGACGUCAUGGUGCAUGAAGGAAGUUCACAGUUGUGUUACAGUGUUACUGUCUGCUGUAUGUUUGAUGUAGUGUAUGUUCAUACAUGUUGUUUAGUUUUACAUGGAUAACUCUGUGGAUGUGAAUAAUGCGCUCUGUAUGAUGAUGCCUUUCUUAAAAAAAAAGAUCAUUCCGAA